Molecule: messenger RNA, 999 nt
Organism: Manduca sexta (tobacco hornworm)
Lineage: Eukaryota; Metazoa; Arthropoda; Insecta; Lepidoptera; Sphingidae
Exons: 3
Coding region: 257-715 (152 amino acids)
Source: RefSeq, a predicted model, not a curated record
AUUAGGUAAAUUGACACUUGACAGACUAAAUUUACCAAAAUGUAUUUUGGUUUAAGUCUUGAGUUUUCUUUAUAUCAUAACUAUUGAAAUUCUCUUUGCUUGAAGUUGAAGAAACCUCGCAUUAUGCUCUUUGAUCUCAAGGGAAAUGAUUUCGAUAUCUAAUAUAAUGCUCUUUUGGUGAAGACUUUAAGUCCUCAUCAAAAAUAUAACAUUAUUACAAAAAGCUAAAAAUAUCGCAGUGUUUUAAUAACUAAUUAUGUGUCUCAAGUUUAGAGUUUGUAAUAAAAUGAAAAUACUUACAUUACGUAUUGCAUUUUACUCCACAAAACCGACAUCGUCUGAAGUUUUAACUUCAUAUUUAAAGCAAUGUAAUGAACCUCCAUGGACUUCUUAUUUCGUAAAGUACAGAAGUGUGAAGGAUGAUCAGUUUGGCAUGUCCAAUUUCAAUUGGAAAGUGGGAAAAUCAAAUUAUCAAAUAUUGAGGACAGGCUGUUUUCCUUACAUUAAAUAUCACUGUUCUAAGAGGAUACAAGAGGACUUGGACACAUCAGAUAAGUUUAUGAGAUUCAUCAAAAUUGUUAAUCUAGGUAUUCCAUGUUUAUUAUAUGGUCUGGCUGCCACACAACUAAUAAGGCAUCAAGAAAUAGUCUAUACAUCUAAGGGUCCUGUUACAAUAUACUUUCUGUUGCCUGAACAUAAGGGGUCUUUGCAUUGAUACACAAGUCAAAGAAUGUAAAUACUAGAAACAAGAUCCUUAUGAUUUAAAGUAUAGACAUAAGUUGUAUGUAUAUAAUCCAAUGUUAGAUUUUUAAAUGGCCAAAUAAAUUUUAUCAGACAAAGCAAAAUCAGAUUUAACAAACUACAAAAGUGAUGGGUUAAAUAAAUAAUGUAGACAUUGUAGUAUGUAGUAAGUUUAUUUAUUAAGAUUUAUAAAUAAAAGAAAGUGCCCACUUAUUUGUUUCAUAAAUUAUAUGACAUGUUAAGUGACAACAAACGAAA